AUGUCUCAUCUUCAUUUUUGGUCCGUGGAGCACAUCGCGUACUGUUGUGUCAACGUGGACGUGGGGUGUGAUGUUCUCCCUGCGGCUGGGAAAUGCCACAGCCCAGAUGCGCUGACCGACUGGAGCCCUUGGGCAGACACUUGCAACAAGUGCGGCGGAGGAGUUAAAACCCGGCACCGAAGGUUCGCAGCCGAUUACAGACAUUGCGAGAUCUCUUCGCGCAGCAGGAGGAUGGACUUCGUGGACACCAUGCCUUGCCAUGAAGCGAGCAUGGAAGAGUUUGUGUCGCAGUGGUCUGGCUGGGGCGCAUGUAGCGUCACCUGUGACGAUGGGUACCGGGAGCGGGUCCGGCAGAUGAGACCUCUGGCAAUCGAAUGCCAUUUGGAGUUCCCUCUCAAAGAGACGAUGCCGUGCUCCAGGCCCAGCUGCCGUUUCCGGACCUGA
Molecule: messenger RNA, 444 nt
Organism: Symbiodinium pilosum
Lineage: Eukaryota; Dinophyceae; Suessiales; Symbiodiniaceae
Source: the annotation of a GenBank genome assembly